UUUCACCUCUACUUCCCCUAAAGCUCAUCACUUUCCUCUUCAACCCCCAUCAACUCCCUUACCAAUCGGAGGUUAAAGAGACGGCACCAUCGCGCUGUCCGCCUUGACGAAGCCGCCGCUUGUCUUGGCCCUCAAAUUUUGUUGUAAAAUUAGAGUGUAUUUCUAACAUUUUUACUUAAAAUUUGUAUCUAACACCAAAAAAUAAUCAAAAAUGUCUGGAAAAUCAUCAAAGGCCGAUAAGAAGAUAGCAUACGAUGCUAAGAUUUGUCACUUGCUCGACGAGUACAGCCAGAUCUUGAUUGCUGCAGCUGACAAUGUUGGGUCUAACCAGCUUCAGAAUAUCCGGUCCGGUUUAAGAGGCGACUCAGUUGUUCUUAUGGGUAAGAAUACUAUGAUGAAGCGGUCUGUUAGGGUUCAUGCUGAGAAGACUGGGAAUAAUGCUUUUCUUAAUCUUAUCCCCCUUCUUCAGGGCAAUGUGGGUUUGAUUUUUACGAAGGGUGAUCUGAAGGAAGUGAGUGAAGAGGUUGCCAAGUACAAGGUUGGAGCUCCUGCUCGUGUUGGUUUGGUUGCCCCAAUUGAUGUUGUUGUCCCUCCAGGCAACACAGGACUUGAUCCAUCUCAGACCUCUUUCUUCCAGGUGCUUAAUAUCCCAACUAAGAUUAACAAGGGUACUGUUGAAAUUAUCACCCCUGUUGAGCUGAUCAAGAAGGGUGAGAAGGUUGGCUCCUCUGAGGCUGCACUGUUGGCAAAGCUUGGAAUUAGGCCAUUCUCUUAUGGUCUUGUUGUCCUGUCUGUUUACGACAAUGGCUCUGUCUUCACCCCUGAGGUUCUUAAUCUCACCGAAGAUGAUCUCCUUGAGAAGUUUGCUGGUGGUGUGUCCAUGGUCACUUCAUUGGCCCUGGCCCUCUCAUACCCAACCCUGGCUGCUGCACCACAUAUGUUCAUCAAUGCCUACAAGAAUGUUUUGGCUAUUGCAGUUGCAACUGAUUAUACCUACCCACAGGCAGAGAAAGUCAAGGAGUACCUUGAGGAUCCUAGCAAGUUUGCUGUUGCUGCUGCCCCUGUUGCGGCUGCUUCUGCCGGUGCACCAGCUGCUGCUGCUGCCAAGGAAGAGGAGAAGAAGGAAGAGCCAGCCGAGGAGUCGGAUGAUGAUAUGGGUUUCAGCCUCUUUGAUUAAGUUUUAUAGAGGUUAUUACAUCAUAUAGGUCUUCCAGAAAUGGAAUUUUCACUAAUGUUUGCGACACUAUUUAUUAUUCAGUUUUGUUGUUGAAGAAUUUUAUGUGUUGAAUUAGCAAGUUUCACAUACAUCUUUUUAGGAUGUUACUUUUUUGAAUGCCUUUGUUUUGAAGUUAUAUGUUCAUGUUGGAUUCAA
Molecule: messenger RNA, 1372 nt
Organism: Mercurialis annua (annual mercury)
Lineage: Eukaryota; Viridiplantae; Streptophyta; Magnoliopsida; Malpighiales; Euphorbiaceae
Product: 60S acidic ribosomal protein P0
Exons: 5
Coding region: 212-1177 (321 amino acids)
Biological process (GO): ribosomal large subunit assembly; ribosome biogenesis; cytoplasmic translation
Cellular component (GO): cytosolic large ribosomal subunit
Molecular function (GO): large ribosomal subunit rRNA binding; structural constituent of ribosome
Source: RefSeq, a predicted model, not a curated record